Messenger RNA from Thermochaetoides thermophila DSM 1495, 912 nucleotides. RefSeq lists its product as uncharacterized. Gene Ontology annotation, molecular function: FMN binding; riboflavin reductase (NADPH) activity. The transcript has 3 exons. The record is from RefSeq and is a predicted model, not a curated record. Lineage: Eukaryota; Fungi; Ascomycota; Sordariomycetes; Sordariales; Chaetomiaceae. Bases 1 to 912 code for a protein of 303 amino acids.
AUGAGCAGCUGCCGCGUCCUGGUGGGCUUCGCCUCCGAGAGCGCGCUUCCACAUCCGACGACCAUCCCCCUCAUCUGUCGGCGCCUGUACGGACACUCUCUCUUCCUCAUCUUCAAAGAUAUCCUCUUGUGGCUAACGUACCCCUGCUCGUACUCAGCCCGUCGGCCCCAAGCUCGCCCAUUUCGCACCUCCUACACCGUCAGAAGCAGUAGCAGUGACAAUGGCAACAGAAAGACACCUCCUCAGGCCCCCCGAACCUUCCAAUUGGCCCCUCCCCAACCUCCUUCCGUCCACCCACACAGCUCGCACCUAGCCCUCUCCGAGCAGUUUCGCGCGCUGAUGCGCCUGCUUACACACCCAGUUGUCGUCCUCACGUCCACCUCUCCUCCCAGCGACAGCCACCAGAACAAAUCCAUCCCGCGCGCUAUGACUAUGUCCUCCUUGACCUCGCUCACCCUAAAGCCGACACCGGUCGUGUCUUUCAACAUCGCAGUUCCGAGUCUCACGCUGGACGCCGUAUCGGCUAGCCGACGGUUCAAUGUGCAUGUGCUCGCUGAUGAUGCCGACGGCGCACGGAUUGCGGACUGGCUGGCGGGAGGAAACUUCAAUCGUGGGGAGAAGGAAGUUUGGGAGGGACUCAUGAAGGAUGGAUCUUGUGAAGUUGAGUUCCAAGAUGACCAGCCGCCAAUUUUACGUGCAAAUGGGGUCUUGUAUGUGCUAAGAUGCCGCCUCCUGGACGAUGCACCUGCGAAUGGGCUGGUCAAGGUCCGAGAUCAUGUUAUUGUGUUGGGGAAGGUCGAGGAAAUCGUCAAGGGGAUAGGGGCUGAGAGAGGACAAGGGGAGAGACUCUACUCUAUUUACCGGGUCUUCUACUAUGACUUCGACAUUGGUAAUGACGUUGACUUGGGAUAG